AUGCCGGAGAAAGUCCUCAUUGUGGGACCUGUCAACGGUCGCUUGACGGAAUUGAUAUCAAAGGUAUCUGCAAUUCAGUCGAAGCAUGGACCCUUUGCAGCACUGUUCAUCCUCGGCGAUCUGUUUCACCCUUCUCCGUCGGAAUCAGCUCUUCAGCAACAAUCUAACGUCUUCGAGGGCACACUUCGGCUUCCAAUACCAACGUACUUCUACCAAGGAUCUACUCCACCUCCUCAAUCUCUAGCGGAAAAGAUCGCGGCAGCAUCCAAACAAGCACAGAAGGAUGUUCCACAAGGCCUGGUCAAGUUGACAGACAACUUGUUCUUUGCAACGGGAAAGAGUGGAGUAUUCGAAACUCCAAGCGGGUUCAAAGUUGCGUUCGUCGGAGGUGUCUGGGACCCAAGCAGAUUCGCGCAGGAUCUCGAGGCGGACGGUGUGCAAUUUGACCCGGAAACAUGGUACGAGUCCGACCUUCAACGAGCGCAAGACGGAGCAACCGCGCACAUCACUCCGACUACAAUUCAUCGUCUGCUAGCGCAUCCCUCUUUCCGCCUACCUUCCACAUCGUCUGCGAGCACCAAUGGCACCUCAUCCUCAGCAUCAAGUGCCAAACCAGGAACACUCGCCGCAGCUCGAGCUCUGGCGUCGGCAGACCAGGCAAGGGCGGCAGCACAGACCGCCGCACUCGACAUGUUGACCUCUCGACCACCGAUCGAUCUUCUGCUCACCAACUGCUGGCCGACGGGAAUCACCCUGUUCUCCACACCCUCUACACCGGCGGAUCCUUCAGGUGGGCUGCCGGAUCCCACCGCGAGGAUGUGGGGUUCGCCGGCGAUCGCCCGUCUUGCAUCCCACGCCUGUCCUCGCUACCAUUUCUCCCUCGCCCCUUCUCCUUCGCCAGACGACGAAACCAAUGCGAGCGUGCCGAUCGGAAUUGAGAAAGAGACGCUCGAUAUGGGUGCGUUCUGGGAACGUGCGCCGUACACCACCAGUCUCUCCUCGUACCUCUCAGCGCAACAGCAGCAGCAGCUCCAAUCUACGCCAGCCGGUCGAAAGCGACUGGAAGGGUUGAAAGCGGUAACACGCUUCGUGUCCUUGGCCAAGUUCGCCAAUGAAAAGAAGAAGAGGUGGUUCUUGGCGUUGAAUCUCACACCGGCCAAAGAGCAGCAGCAAUUGACGGUUCCUGCGAACGCUACGCAGACGCCGUAUUCUCUGCCCUCCGCGCACCGCGGGGAUGGUGGAGGAGCGAACGGGAAACGAUCCCAGCAGGACGGUGGACUUGAUCAAGGACCGAAUUAUCGGUUUCAAGAACCCAGAAACAAACGUCAGCGAGCAGAAGGCGGAACGAGCGAAGACGUCCCCCCACCAGGCUACGUCUGCCGCAUCUGCAACGUCGAGGGCCACUACAUCCGCCUAUGCCCUCUCAAGCAAUCGUCCGAUCCCGCCACCACCUCCUCUACCCCAUCUCUGCCCUCUCUUGCUCCCGACAACAGCGAUCCACCGAAACAACGAUGGACGAAAUCAACCAUGCCACUUCCACCAGGCUUACCUUCCAAACCCGCCUUCGCACAGCACGCUCCCCGCGCCGGUUCCGCUCGUCAGAUGAUCCCCGUCGGACCCUCCAACUGCUGGUUCUGCCUCUCCAAUCCUGCGAUCGCCAAGCAGCUCAUCAUUACCAUCUCGGCGGACUCCUACCUCGUCUUUCCCAAAGGUCCCUUCGUCCAUCCUACGAUCAACGACGUCCCGCAUUCAGCAGCGCACCUUCUCAUCGUACCUCUGGCGCACACGAGCAACCUCUUACCCCCGACGCACCCGGUCCUGUCCUCUUUCUCGAGAGAGGAAUUGGAUGCAGAGGAGAGGGAGAGGACGAGACGCGAGAUGGAAGAAACAAAGUCGAGUCUGAGGGGUUUGUGGGGGAGGUCGAGACAUGUGAUGUUGGAAUGGACGUUGGUGAGGGUGAGGACGAGCAGUAGGAUGACGCAUUUUCAGACGCAGUGUUUGGCACUUUUGAGUCAGGUUGUGGAGGACAGGGGAGUGGUCAAGGCGCUAGAUGACGGGUUGGAAGCAGUGGCUGGUGAGAAGGAAAUCUUGAGGAAUUCGGACGAGGUGAGCUCGUACUUCAGGCUAGCGAUCACGGCUGGGGAAGAAGAUGCCGAGGAACAGGAUGGAUACUUUCACAUGGUUUUGCAUGCCGACAGCAGGAAGGAAUGGCUGGUACCGCUGACGACCGCGUCCAGGUUCCCAGUCCAGUUCGUCAGGACGACAUUGGCGGAUGCGUUGGAAGUGCCGGAUCUGGCUGAUUGGAAAGCCGCAGAGGCCCAACAGAAACAAACCGAUCAGCAGGACGGGCUGGAUGAGGGCGAGAGGGAAAAACAACGCUCGGCAGGAUUUAGGGCGCUUUUGCUAGGUUCAUGA
Messenger RNA from Pseudozyma hubeiensis SY62, 2415 nucleotides. RefSeq lists its product as hypothetical. Gene Ontology annotation, molecular function: nucleic acid binding; zinc ion binding; RNA lariat debranching enzyme activator activity. Gene Ontology annotation, biological process: mRNA splicing, via spliceosome. The record is from RefSeq and is a predicted model, not a curated record. Gene Ontology annotation, cellular component: post-mRNA release spliceosomal complex. The coding region runs from base 1 to 2415 and encodes 804 amino acids. Lineage: Eukaryota; Fungi; Basidiomycota; Ustilaginomycetes; Ustilaginales; Ustilaginaceae. The transcript has a single exon.